AUGUCACGGCGCCAAUUAGCCUCCUGCACGACAUACCCGACAUACCGGUAUCCUACAAGAGAACUGCAGUGUUCUGAAUACUCCCUGGAAGUCAGAUUCAACACAAGCAGCACAAGCAGCACAAGAACCCUGGCCAAAUCACAAGUGAGCAACUCUUCUACCGGGGGUUCCACCAUCACGUCGACGGAUGGAGAAGAACUGGGCGAGAUGUUUCCCAGCGAGAAUUGCCGGGAAGCUGUAGCCCGCGACACAACAAAUGAGUCUCACCGCGACAGGACCGCUGAGUCGAGAGCAUCGCCACAGAAUCUUACGACGAUGCAGUUUCCGUACCAUGGCUUGGGUGGCACAGUCGACCUUAGAUUUUGUAACAGCACCCUCCCCUACCGAUGUUCCCUCGGUUCUAGUCCUACAUAUGACCGGGAGGAUAUAACAUCGAAGUGUCUGUGUGACAAGUCACUGCGCUCUCGUUCAACCAUGGGUAGCAUUUACACCACAGGAUUGCACCUGUGCAACAGCGGUCCCCUUCGCUUUCUCAAUACAGGAAAGCUACGCCACCAUGUUACAAGGCAGCAGCAGGAGGUUGUUGCUGGAAUCGCUUCAAGUCGACCAAAUAACUCAUCAUUCGAGUUUGUGCCAUUCGUCAUCUCCUCGCCACGUCUGGCAGCAUUGAGCACAGCAACACAAUGCCAACCCCUGUCGGGGUUGGCGUGUCUCAGAGUUCUGCAUUCCGAUCAAGUUUCUAUUCAGCAACAUCACGCAUGGAAUGAUGUCCGCGCCGGUGCCGUGCAGUUGGGAAACGUCAAUUGUCUUUCUAAAGACUCUCCAAAUCACGGCCCGACUCACCCUCUACUCCCAUCUGUGGUUCCCGAGUUUCGGGCAGGUCCAAACUGUGCAUUGAUCCAGCGUGUUCGCGAACGGCUUGUGUAUUGCAGCUCAUCGGAGCGAGAAUCACUUGACUUGAGGAAACGUAUUCUUCUCACAUUGACGAAGUCGCUUCAUGUCGAGAUAUUUUUGUGCGGAAAUACUUUGUAUUAUGAAGUUCUAUUCUUCAUGUCUAUUAUACGGACACGGUACACGUAUCUGAUCACGACGAUGGAUCAGAAAGUACUGAGCUGCCGCAAUGAGGAAUUCUCAAACACCAAUCGGGGAAGCAACUACCGGUCACAACGCGAUCUUCAAGAUGUAGCUGACAAGGUGUCUGAGAAUCCGACACACACAACGUUUCUUCAACUGUGGUUUCCAAAGCGUCUUCUCAAAUUGGUCAAGUCCACAUUAUGGGGGCAAUGUGGCUGUUCAUUUCUUGGAUCUUCUCCUGGCCCAAGCUGUUCUAAGAAAUGGUCCAUCUAG
This is a messenger RNA of Fusarium graminearum PH-1, 1347 nucleotides long. RefSeq lists its product as uncharacterized. Lineage: Eukaryota; Fungi; Ascomycota; Sordariomycetes; Hypocreales; Nectriaceae. The transcript has 3 exons. The coding region runs from base 1 to 1347 and encodes 448 amino acids. The record is from RefSeq and is a predicted model, not a curated record.